AUGAGUUUGAUAUGGAUUGGUGAAAUCGAUGUCUCGAUGAACGAUAAUUGCAUCGCGAAGUUCCGUCAGGGGAGUAAGGCGGCACUCGUUGAGGUUCGUGGUGGCUUAGCACGAUUUGGGGGCUGGGCGCAAUCUGGGGGCUGA
Messenger RNA from Parastagonospora nodorum SN15, 144 nucleotides. RefSeq lists its product as hypothetical. The transcript is spliced from 2 exons. NCBI's taxonomy places the organism in Eukaryota, Fungi, Ascomycota, Dothideomycetes, Pleosporales, Phaeosphaeriaceae. Bases 1 to 144 code for a protein of 47 amino acids. The record is from RefSeq and is a predicted model, not a curated record.